This is a messenger RNA of Halichondria panicea, 2840 nucleotides long. RefSeq lists its product as uncharacterized. Gene Ontology annotation, molecular function: glycosyltransferase activity. The coding region runs from base 442 to 2046 and encodes 534 amino acids. The transcript has a single exon. NCBI's taxonomy places the organism in Eukaryota, Metazoa, Porifera, Demospongiae, Suberitida, Halichondriidae. The record is from RefSeq and is a predicted model, not a curated record.
UUCUCCUACAUCUCUUAUGUUAAAGUUGAGUACUUGAUAGAUCUAGUAGAUCUAGAUUCAGUAUAAAACACAGUAGUAAGUCAUUGUUAGUCUAUCUACACUACUAUGAUUUCUCCUACAUCUCUUAUGUCCUCUUGAUUGAUUGUGAUUUGUAAGUAUAAGUGUCAAUACCACAAGAAGUGUGUAAUGUGUCAUAAUUAUGGCUUGGUACCACAAUAGCUACUAUACAUACAUUCAUUAUAAGACAUUGUUUAAAGUUGAGUACUUGAGACUAUAAGUUAGAUCUAGUAGAUCUAGAUUCAGUAUAAAACACAGUAGUAAGUCAUUGUUAGUCUAUCUAUACUACUUUUGGAACUCUCACAUGACUGCAUGCAUGUGUAGAACAGUAUUGUUAAUAAUUAUAUCUACCAAUAGUUCAAGUUGUCACGUUAGUUUCUAACCAUGCAUCUUGUCGUGCUUCAUGGCUAUCUUUUGAGCGGAAGUGGUUCAAAUAUUUACACUGCCAACGUUGCCAAGGCGUGGAAAGUAAUGGGCCACGGAGUGACUGUUGUCUGCCAAGAUCGAAAUGCUAGGAGUUGUGAAUUUGUUGAUGAAGUUUUUAUCGGAACAGAUUGUAUCCCAGCAACGGCACCUGAUAAGGGUACCGUACGUGUGGUCGUGCCUGAUAUUGAUGAUCUUUUGCUUGUAUAUGUCUUCAACGAAUAUGAGGGCUACACUGUCAAAGAACUAGGUGACCAAAACAACUGUUCCAUUCAAGAAAUCGACAACUACAUUUCCAAAACAGUAGCUGGAUUGAAGAGAGUUUUGUCACAAGGUGUUGAUCGUGUAUUGGCCAAUCAUCUUCUCUUGGGACCCAUCAUAGCUAAACGAGCUUGCGAGGAUUUUCGCGUACCUUAUGAUGUGAAGAUCCAUGGAAGUGCUAUCACUUUUUCACUGAAACAACGACCUGAGCUGCUGGGAUAUGCAAUCGAGGGGCUAUCAGAUUGUGCUAAGAUCGUGGUUGGCACUGCUCAUGUUGCUGGGGUGAUGAAAUCUGUUCUGGAUAAUUGCCCACAAAAGGAUGCAUUUGAAAAGAAAAUGGUUACUAUUCCCCCUGGUAUAGAUCCCAAUACAUUCAAACUGCUUGAGAGCCCAUCCAGCAAUUUGCAGCUGUUUUUGAAGUCUAUCAAAGAAUUCGCUAUUCGAAAACCAAACGGAAGGAAUGCUUUGAAAGUGACCUUGCCUGAAAAUGCUUCCCAAAUUCCUGAUCUGAGAAAUGAAUUGGUCACCUUGUGCAACUCCUAUGACCAAUUCUCAGUUGAUUCGGACCUGCUUUUCAGGUGGCCUUUGAUUGCUGAUGAUGAACCAAUUAUUGUCUACUUUGGAGCGUAUUUACAUACAAAAGGAGUGGGAGAACUGAUAGCUUGCUUUCCACGCAUUCUUGAGCAUGCCCCCAAGGCACGACUACUGUUGAUAGGCUAUGGAAGCUACCGUGAGAACAUGGAAGGAAUGUUAGCAGCACUCAAAUCAGGAAACUUGGAGGAUUUCGUAUCCUACGCCCAAGCUGGUGAUUUUCUCGAUUGCCCCCCAGUUCAACUAGGAACUCUUUUCCGUCAACUGUCGACAGAAGAAUGUGAACGUGGAAUUCUUCAGCAUAAACAACUUAGUGCGAUUCUGCCGUUGGCCAGCAUUGCAGUAUUCCCCAUCAAAGCACCCGAAGCUUUUGGUAUGGUCAGUAUAGAGGCAAUGUCCUGCGGAGUAUUCCCGAUUUGCACAUACCAAACUGGUAUCAAAGACGUACUUGAUGUUGUCAAAAGUAGCGAUCCUGAGUUAGAAUCGAUCAUGCAUAUCGAGCCUCAGGCAGGAGGUAAGCACGGUUGUGCCAAUGGUAGCAACCUUGUAGAGCAAAUACCUCUUGCGGUGUUGAGAGCGAUGCACUAUCUCUACCCAAGUGGACCUCUCGACUGGACCAAGAGAAAGGAGGUGGGGAGGAGGUUGAGAGCCAUUGCCAUGGAGAACUUUGCUUGGGAGAAAAUCUGUUCUGCUCUCAUUAGUAGCACCUUAUAGUGAUAGGUCCAAGGAGCUAGACCUAUUUUGUUUACAUAAAAUAGUUUUACAGCUUUUCUCAAGCAAUUAUAUUAAAUGAUGUUCAACUCAGUCUGGUCAUAAUUAUUAUCCUAUGAUUAUGUUAAGCAUGACUUGGGUGCAUGGAAAAGCUGGCACAGGACAUUCAAUUUGUUAUUUGUUGCCAUUCUCACUCGCAUUAAUAUUAACUACAUUCUACGAGAAUAAACGGAGUGAUAGCAGUGAAAAACAGCUACUAAAGUACGAGUUAAAGUUCAGAAUCAGCUAUACUGUUCUGUGGGGCUAAUCUAAAGAUGAGUUGAGUUUCAGUAUACCCUAUAUACACUAGACAGUAUUGUACGACUAUAAGGAACUAACUACGAACUGCGAUCGUAUCUACUUUCGACCAAUCAGGCCUCCAACUCCGAGGUGUGCAGCGAGAGGACGGAUGAUCGACUGCACAAUUUUUCUGAGAUUGAUACCAAAACUGAAGUGUCGACGUCUUCCUUGAAUCUUCACACGAAGGGAGGCAUGAUAUUUACCAAGAGCAGCAUUCGUCAGAGGUGCUUCAAUGCUAAUGUGCUCAACAGCAAAAACAUUACUCAAACCACGCAGUUUAAUCUGGUUGAGCAUUCGAACACCGUUUUGGAGUCUCUUUUUGACGUUGUCGAGUUGCCUGCGUGCAUAGUUCCAUGCCCUUCUGGCGGUAUUAACCAAAUUCAUAGCAUGAUGGAAAAUCCUCCUGGCUCCCCCAAGGGCACGGCUAACUCCAUUGAGAAAACGAGAUGCUACAUUCA